AAAUAAAAUGAAUUUUAUUUACUUGAAUGUAAUAAGGCUGAUUAAUCAGGUUGGUAAAGCCUGAUAUUUAUUUUUAUGUAGGAUCGUGGUCACUUGUCAAAACUACGGGUUUUGCGUUACAAUAACAAGUCAAAUAUUCCCUUUUAUAACAUUUAUUGAUUAAAUAAUAAUUAUAUAGUAAUGAUUAUACAAUAAUGAUACAAGUUUACAAUUCUUUUACUUACUUUUAGCAAUGAAGUCGGAUAAAUCGAUGAUUAUAGCUUAGUCGUUAUAAUUGGUUUUGAUUUGAUUUGAAAUAGUUCGUUUUGGUUGCACUUGUGUAACUUUAACGACUUAAAUUGUUUUAUAACUAUUUAAAGAAUUGCAAUGUUCUUUAUUGUUAUUUCUCGUCACUCGCACCUUUGACAGGAAUGAAUUUUAUAGCAGGUGUAAGAGAAGCAACAUACACUAAAUUGACAAAUUUAGAAAAAGAGAUAAUGCAAGAUUUCUUUAGUAUUUAUAGUUAUAAAUACGACAGUUAUUUCUAUUAAAUUAUUGAUUCUAAGUGUUAAUUUGCUUCUCUUGCACCUAUUGGCUAUCAGGAAAGAACUAUGUUCUAAGUGAAAAGUCAAAUUAACUUGCACCUAUUGGCUAUCAGGAAAGAAUACAAUAAUUAGGGCGAAAGUAAACUGAAGGGUCGCUCUACGAUGUUAGAGAUUGCACCGGAACUUUUGACAAGCUUUAUGGAAAAAGCUCUUGUUUAUAUACUAGUUCGAUUAUGCUAAUUAGUGGGAGAAAUGUCAUAUUAUUGGGGAAGGGGUGAUCUAUAAAUAGAAUCACUUUCCUUAUAUGGUAAUGAUCUACAUCGCAUGUAUGACAUUGAAUUUUCUUCUUUCUGAAUUCUCUCUUUUAUUUGCUGACAAUGGGCUUUUGAAGAUCAUAUUACACUUGGAUCUUCACAACCUUCGCAUUCUUCACGCGCAUAAACAACAAGCUCGAACUUGCUUCACAUUUUGCUUACAUAUAUCCUAUUUUUAGCUUUUCAACUUUCUGAACUUUUAUGGUGAAAACGAAUGUCAUAUCUCUUUUGAUAUCGAUUUCGUUUUCACAUUCUAUCCUAGCAAUAUAUACAUAAGUAAAUACAUUAAAAUAAGACAUAUAGUUUAAGUAUUGUAAAAUUAUCAUAGAAAAAUGUCUUAUUUUAACGAUAAUUUUAAGGAAAAUUAGGGAAAAUUGUUACCGGGAUGUAACAGUCUCCCCCCCUUAGAUUUUUCAUCGUCCCGAUGAAACUAUUUCCAGUUGUCGCAAAUACAUGAUUAUAAGACUGGAAUUUUUGAAAUUGAGACUAUCUUUUAUAGUCCUUACGCUUACUGACCUACAUUCAUUGUGACAUUGAUAUCCCUUGAAUUUAUCUGUAGUAGCUAAUGUGAAGACAAAAAUGAUGAUGUGACAUCGAAAUGAAUUUACAAUGUUGUGAUGCGUGUUUGUGUAUUCAAAGUGUUAUGGCUAUCUUCUUGAGGUAGGUAUGAAUUUCUUCUUUCGUGGUACAGUUAAUGACCUCUUGUUUGUUGUGUGCGUAUAUCAGAAUUGUUUAGAUCAGCACUUUUCAUCCCUUUAAGAUGCAGGAGGUCCGAAGAUCUUGUCAGUUUGCUUGCAUUUACCAUGGAGAAACAAUCAACAACCGUCAAUAGUGAGUAAAUGCGGAAACAGUGUUGUGUUGAUAUAUGUAGUUAUAUUAGUUUAUUUCAAAUUGUUUGUCUUUCUUUUAUAGUGCCUGGUGAUAAAAAAUGCAGCUCGAGUUUGGUGUAUUACUUCCUAUCUUUACAAGGAUUAGCGGCUUCCGUAUAUUAUGCCGCAGAGGAGAUUGAGGUGUUAGAGGGUCAAUCCAGACCUGGUCGUCCUCGCAAAGGUGUAAUUAAGGACAUUACCAUCAGUCCAAAAGUCCGACAGCGGCACAUCCAAGGGCUAAAACGUGAAUUGAAGGAAAAUUCUGGACAGAUGACGGCCAUGCUCAAUUCUUUAUUUCGUCCGGGUCGUCCUGUUGGAUGUUUUUGUGGAGAAUGUCAGGUUUCUCCAAUAAAUAAGCCCAGGGUUUCAUCGGAAAAUCUAUCGUCAGAGAUUAUUGAGAUUCCGGUACAAACCCAAUCAAGGGUUUGGCCUCGGACCAUGGUGUGGAUUAAUGAAGGUUCACCAUCAGGGCUUGUUGAACCGCAACCUGGACCUUCUUCGAGGCCAGACCCUUUGGCCAUUGGAGAGCCUGCUCCUAAACUAUGGAGGCCGUUUGACGAUUCAAUUCAAGAGCCUAGACCUGGUCCUUCUAGGGAGAAUUCCCUAAUUAAUUCGGAGGAGCAUAAUCCUGGUCCUGUAUGGUGUUUAAAGCCAAAUGCAGAAGAAAAUGAAGAAUCGGUGCCAAUAACGUUAUGCGUGUGUGGAGAAUGUUCUCCAUAAAUUUUCAAUUUUUAAUUAUUAAUUAGUAUUUUACGUGCAUAUACUUCU
This is a messenger RNA of Leptopilina boulardi, 2475 nucleotides long. RefSeq lists its product as uncharacterized. The record is from RefSeq and is a predicted model, not a curated record. NCBI's taxonomy places the organism in Eukaryota, Metazoa, Arthropoda, Insecta, Hymenoptera, Figitidae. Bases 1678 to 2427 code for a protein of 249 amino acids. The transcript has 3 exons.